This is a messenger RNA of Drosophila eugracilis, 2302 nucleotides long. RefSeq names its product gamma-tubulin complex component 4 homolog (gene Grip75). Gene Ontology annotation, cellular component: spindle pole; equatorial microtubule organizing center; gamma-tubulin complex. Gene Ontology annotation, biological process: meiotic cell cycle; spindle assembly; mitotic cell cycle. The transcript is spliced from 8 exons. Bases 347 to 2302 code for a protein of 651 amino acids. Gene Ontology annotation, molecular function: microtubule minus-end binding; gamma-tubulin binding. The record is from RefSeq and is a predicted model, not a curated record. Lineage: Eukaryota; Metazoa; Arthropoda; Insecta; Diptera; Drosophilidae.
AGGAAUUUUGCUUCCGAUAUGAUUUCUUCCAAAAAUUCUUAAUGUUCUGCUAAUCGAAAGAAAGUUUCAAAUAUUGUUAAGUUCAUACCUUUACUUAAUUUCAUUGCCAAGGUUUUAAAGUUAUAUAUUUAAGAAGAAUAAAUGAUAUUGCCUCUGAAGCACAUUAAAAAAUUUGUUAAUAUUAAGUCAAGGUUGAAUAUAAUGGACAUUUUUAAAUGGAUAACGUAUUCCAGAGUCCAACUAAUACAUAUCGAUUAAUCGAUUCCUAUCAGAAUAAGGGCUGUGCCAUCUCUAAUGGACAUCUGGCGCAAACUAAAUACAAAGCCUAAACAAUUUACUCGAAAUAAUGAUACAUGAUUUGAUAAUGGCUUGCUUAAGCCACAGUCCAAACGAUUUAGGGAUAAAGGCCUUUAUGGAUACUACAGUUAUUGAGCGAUUUGUACAUCCUUGCGAAAGAGAAAUAUUUAUGGAUAUUUUAAAAAUUAUUAAAGUUUACCAUGAAGUGGUUCAGUUUACAAAUUCCUUCAGACCGCAAAUAAAUGCUGAUGCCGGACUUCCAGAUCAUUCGCAUAGCUACUACAUGCUUAACUUUGUCAAAGGCAUUGAAAUUGCUCUUGAGGAGUAUUAUACCGAGAUCAGUGGCCUAGAGUCUUAUUGCUAUGAGAAGAAGCGCACUUCGCUCACAUGUGUUUACAAUGCCCUCCAAAUCCAGCUUCCUGUACUUGUUUUAAUGAGGAACCUCAUCAUGGAGAUUCAGGUGCGAAAACUGCAAGGAUGCGCCAUGCUCUAUUACCUUUAUCAACAGUCCGUCCAAGGAGACCUUCAAUUGGAAAGAGUGAUGGGGAUAAUUAUAAAGCCUGUUAAGAGAGCAUUUUUCUCGAGUCUGGCCCACUGGCUUUUGUUUGGAGCGGUGAACGAUAUCCAUUCGGAAUUCUUCAUAAAAUGCAUACAAGGCGAUUCAACUGAUAACAGCUCAUGCGGAAAAUCAGUUAGCAGCUCCUUACUGAUCGCCGAUAAGACACCCGAGGAUUAUAUAUGGCAGUACGAGAUAAAUUUAGAACAGCUGCCAGGAUUUAUGUCCAUCAUUGUGGCUGAAAAGGUCCUGUUUGUUGGACAAACAGUGCUAGUCUUUAAAAUUCGGCAAAACGUUAUCGCAAAGAACAAGUCCGACCAAUUAGCAGUGAAACUGGCUGAAAUGUCUCCUGAUGAUCUUUAUGACCUGUGGAACGGCAAAGAAGCUGAGUUUUUCCAAAUGGUUGAAGAUCUUAGCAAUGAUGACACAAUCAAUGACUUCCGCAUCGAAAAUGUUAUAAACGAUAUAAAGAAAUAUGUUAGCAUGCGGCUCUCGGAGAUUGCUAUUAAUGAAGUGGAUCUUGAAAAACAAAUGGGACUCAUCAAAGACUUCUAUUUGUUGGGCCGUGGAGAGUUCUACUUAGAGUUCUGCUGCCAACUAAAUGGAACCAUGGAAACUUAUCGUGAGGAGCGUUUUAAAAACUUUACUAGAUCAUUUGAGCUUGCAGCUGCUGUCACAGGAACUUCAGAUGACUUGGAGAAAUUUUCACUCACUUACGUAAGAAGCACGGGUGAGCCAGAAGAAAGCUCCGACUUUCAUAUCCUGCAAGGUAUCACACUAAAGUACACUUAUGAGUGGCCUUUGAACCUGUUGUUCUCCCCAAAAGCUAUCGAACGAUAUAACAAGAUAUUUCGAUUUUUGUUGAUUAUUCGAACUUUUCAAUACGAAAUACAAAGGGUUUGGGCCAAGCAGACUUGGAAAGCAAAAAAUUUGCCUAAUCCUUUGGAUAAUAAAAUCAUUACUCUUCGCAAUCAUCUUAUGUUCUUUCUAAACAACAUGCAGUACUAUAUUCAAGUAGACGUACUUGAAAGCCAAUUCAGUAUUCUGAUGAAUGUGAUAAAAAGCAAGGCUGAUUUUGAGGAAAUACAAAGGGCUCAUACGGUUUUUUUGGCUAAUGUUCUUUCACAAUGUUUCUUGCUUUCCGAAUCAAAGGAAAGUCAAAUGAAUAUCUCAGGAUGUCAAUCCCAAAAUCCCAUUUACGGAACCCUUCUUAAACUCUUUGGUAUUUGCGAUAAGUUCGCACACAUGAAUCAGACAAAAGAUCCACCUGAUGACUUUAUGGGAGAAAUCGACAGUCUUAACGAAAGUUUUGGUGUUCAAAUUGCGAGCCUUAUACAACUAUUUGUUGAUGUCAAAUCAGCAUCUUGCUUGGGUCCGCUUUCUCAACUUCUUUUGCGAUUAGACUUUAAUCAUUGGUUUAGUACCAACCAUACGGCAGGAUCCAAAUAA